UAGGAAAAAUAUUUGUAUUCUCAUGGAAGCCAAUUGUGGUCAGUGGUCACCGAAAUCAGUUGCGGUCUUAUGAAAGUGUAAUUUUUUUAACCUAACUAAUUUGGCCACUAUGAAUAAAUAAAAAAUAAUAGAUAACUAAUAAAAAAUAUGUUUCUAUUGACUGCAAAAUGGGAAAAGUGGGUGUUUUUUUCUUUUUCUAAGAACGCGAACAAAGUCCGAAUGCAGCAAAUAGGUAAUAAACCGGCAGAAAAAAUACAUAAUCAAAUAAGUGGUAUUAUUAUGUGAUUAAACUUGCUUUUAAUUGCGGUAAAAUCAUUUAACUUGGCAAGAAAUAUUAGUUGGAGGUGCGUAAUUUGAGCCGUGAGGAGGAACGCGACUUUAGGAGGUAGUAUUUCUCCGAUGAUGAAGAUUCCUGCUUUUUUCGCGGGUUAUAUCAAAGAGAAAUUUCGCGAUCAACAUGGACACCCGAAAACCAAAGUGCUGCGAGAAUCGUUCGAACCGCCCACGUUUGUCACGGCCGCCAUGACGCAAAUUAGUUUUUAUAUAUUGAUGUUUCUCGGAUUCCUCAGUCAGCUUUUGUUUCCCCCAAAGUUGGUGAAGGAGACGGGUAGAGCUGGAUAUCCGCCCCUAUAUGAUAGAUUUUCGGCUUUUUACUCAAGGUACGUCUACAGGCGAAUACGAGAUUGUUGGAAUUAUCCAAUAUGUAGCGUGCCUGGCAGCGAAGUAGUGUUGAAGGAUAGAGUUUCGAAAGACAACGGUUGGACAUUUGAAUUUACCGGUACCAAAACGAAAUGCCUUAACUUAGCUUCCUACAACUAUUUGGGCUUCGCCGAAGCCUCUGGUCCUUGCGCUGAAGCGGCUAUAAAAUCCAUUUACGAAUAUGGAAUUAGUACAGGGAGCACGAGGCAACAAUAUGGAACUUGUGCUUUGCACGAUGAGUUGGAGUCACUAAUGGCAGAAUUUGUUGGUGCUGAAGAUGCAAUAACCUUUGGAAUGGGCUAUGCAACAAAUUCAUUAAAUAUCCCCACUCUGUUAGAACCAGGUUGUUUGGUUAUCAGCGACGAAAAAAAUCAUGCUAGUUUGAUUUGGGGUAUUAAACUUCAGAGUGUAGUUGUAAAGGUGUUUAAACAUAAUGAUGUAUCUCAUUUGGAAGAUCUGCUUAAAGAAGCAAUAUAUUAUGGGCAGCCUGAUCAGCCGACGGGUGUAUACAAACCAUGGAAAAAAAUUCUUAUAGUUGUCGAAGGUGUUUAUAGUAUGGAAGGUACAAUUGCCCGUCUUCCUGAAAUCAUAGCACUGAAAAAAAAGUACAAAGCUUACCUUUACUUGGAUGAAGCCCACAGUAUUGGUGCUAUGGGAAAACACGGUAAAGGAGUUGUGGACUAUUUUAACUGUGAUCCUAAAGAUAUAGAUGUUCUUAUGGGUACAUUUACAAAAAGUUUUGGGAGUGCUGGGGGAUAUAUUGCUGGCUCUAAGGAAUUAAUUACAUAUCUGCGUGAAGAGAGCUAUGCUUCUCAACAUGCUUGGGCCAUGUCGCCUCCUUUGGCCGCCCAGAUCAUAUCAGUUUUAAAAAUAUUAAUGGGCAAAGACGGAACCAAUGAGGGACAAAAAAGAAUAGAAACGUUGGCGAGGAACACUAGGUACUUCAGGAUGAGGCUAGAACAAAUUGGAGUAAUCAUUCAUGGGAAUGAAGAUUCGCCCGUUGUUCCUUUGUUGGUGUAUCUCUACUCAAAAAUUGCGAUUAUGGUACGAACUCUCAUAAAAGAAAAAAUAGCAACAGUUGGUGUAGGGUAUCCAGCUACUCCGCUAUUCGAAGGUCGAAUCAGGAUCUGUUUGUCGGCCGGUCACACCAAAGAGCAAUUAGAUUACGCCUUAGAUGUCAUUGAUAGAGUGGCAGAUGAAUGUGGUCUGAAAUAUUCAAGAAAACCUCGCGAUCUAACACCAAUAGACUAUGAUAAAAUCAAGGUUUAUUCUCAUAUAUGAUAAUAGAGGAGUUUAUCUCUAUUUUUUUCAGAGUUUUCAGCUCAGUAUUUUAUUUCUCAGUAUGUAUUUAUUAUUUUCGUCUUAGUAAUCUUAUUAAUUAAUUUUUAAGUGAAAUGCGGGAAUUAGCAGAGUUUUAUUUUUAUGAUAAAAAUUUGUUUUAACUUAUGGGGACUAAAAAAUCUCAGGUUUUUAUUACCUGCAAGAAAUGAAAUAUAUAAUUAAUUUGAUAUUAAAAGUGAGGAAUAUUAAUUUUAAAGGGCUAUUAAAACUAUUAUUGCAGUUUAUUUUUAAAUCGCUACAAAACAAAUAAUAAGCAAUUUUGUUGUUGAUAACCAAUCAAAGUUUUGUUUGUGAUCUGAGUUUUUGAUUUUUCCCCUACCAAUGGGCUUGUUCAAUCGUGCACAACUUUUGCAAAUAAUCACUAAACAGGAUGGCUUUGUUGUUGUUUCUCUUUGAGAAAUUACCAUUUUGCUUCCCACAUUCGGUAGUUUAUGAAGUAGAGCCCGGAAUACAUUAAUUAAAAUCUUGUCAGACAACAAAUGUAUAGUCUAGCACAGUUGUCAUAGUUCUACAUAACCAUAAAAUAAAAUCCUGCGCUGAGUAGAGGCAUCAUAAUUUUUCGUCGCUGUGAUUGAUGUUGAACGGCUGACCUAAAUCAUCUUCCUGCAUCCUUCAGCAGAUAUUGAUAUUACAGUUGUGCACAUCUGAACACUCCCAUUGAUUUAGUUUUAACAAUGUCUAAAACAAAAUUUGGAUGGGGAUCUGUCACAAUAGACUCAGAAGUAACAACCACGUUGAAGUUAAUGCUCAUACUAUUAUAAAAAGUAGCAGUAAUAAAGAGAUCCAAUUCGCAGCAUUUUUCAAAAACCAAACAUGUUAUAACCUGGGGGGGGUCUACAAUCAAAAUUGUCCUUUUAUUUGUUGUCAACUAGGCUAGAUUGUUGAAGCAUAACAAAUGGUUCAGUUUAAUUUGAAAUGUUGAGCAUUUUGUUUAUUUUAGCUAUUAGUAAAAUUUUAUAAGCGCACCUCACAGAGCCCUGCUUUUAGCAGUCUCCUCACACAAACUAUAUAAUUAUUUAGUGUUAGUUUUGUGGCGUUAUUACAAAUUAUAUUAAUUGUUUAUUGCAAAGUUUGGUAGGUGCGCUUACAUAGAAAAAAAUUCUAACACUGUUCAAUGAAAACAACCGACAAAAAUCUGGCUUGCUCUGCACUAAAAAUACUUGUUUUGUAGGGGCAGGCAAGAGUUCGAUUUUAGUUAAAUAAAAACAUCGUUUUCGAUUCUUUAUUACACUUUCUACAGUCAAAGUGGUUUUUGCAUGAUUUUUGUAUCAAAUAGGCUGAAUAGUAGGCUUUUCAAAAUACCUAAAGUUUAUAGACCUAUUAAAAACAAUCAUGGACCAUGCUGUUAUAGAUCAGUACACUAAAGCCUAAUUUUCUAUAAAGUUCAUGAUAUUCGUAAUAUUCAUGUAAUUAAAGAAAAUACAAGACUCCUCGGUCAUAUUUGAAAUAAAGAGAAAGUUUUACAA
This is a messenger RNA of Cylas formicarius (sweet potato weevil), 3506 nucleotides long. RefSeq names its product serine palmitoyltransferase 2 (gene lace). Gene Ontology annotation, cellular component: serine palmitoyltransferase complex. Gene Ontology annotation, biological process: sphingosine biosynthetic process; ceramide biosynthetic process. The transcript is spliced from 9 exons. Lineage: Eukaryota; Metazoa; Arthropoda; Insecta; Coleoptera; Brentidae. Gene Ontology annotation, molecular function: pyridoxal phosphate binding; serine C-palmitoyltransferase activity. Bases 400 to 1980 code for a protein of 526 amino acids. The record is from RefSeq and is a predicted model, not a curated record.